Symbiodinium sp. CCMP2456 is the source of this 1053-nucleotide messenger RNA. Lineage: Eukaryota; Dinophyceae; Suessiales; Symbiodiniaceae. The record is from the annotation of a GenBank genome assembly.
AUGGCGUUGCAGACUCCUUUGACGGAGCUGCUCGGGAUCAAGCAUCCGAUCAUGCUGGCUGGCAUGAAUGGAGUCUCGCAUUCAGACCUGGCUGCAGCGGUGAGCAAUGCAGGUGGAAUUGGGUCAAUCGGUGGAUUGACGAUGACACCAAAAGUCCUCACGAAGGAGAUCACCUGGCUGAAGAAUGCCUUGGCUGACAAGUCUCUUCCGUUCGGUGUCGACCUGGCCAUUCCACAGAUAGGUGGCAAUGCCCGAAAGACGAAUCACGACUACACGCACGGCCAUCUUCCAGAGCUGAUUGACAUCAUUGUGGCGGAAAAGGUAAAGCUGUUCAUUUGUGCCGUUGGGGUGCCUCCACAAUGGGCUGUAGACAAGCUUCACGCCGGAGGGGUUGUCAUUGCCAACAUGGUCGGCUCCGUUCGGAACACCCAGAAAGCCUUGGAUGCAGGCGUGGACAUUAUCAUCGCCCAAGGCACGGAGGGUGGAGGCCAUACUGGGGAUAUUGGCACUAUGUGUCUAAUUCCGCAAGUGGUGGAUGCAUGCCGAGGGCGCAGAAAUGCUUUUGGUGGCCCUGUAGUCUGUGUUGCGGCUGGUGGCAUUUUUGACGGCCGCGGCUUGGCGGCCGCAUUGGGGCUGGGCGCCUCCGGUGUUUGGGUGGGCACCCGCUUCAUCUGUGCCGAAGAGUCUGCUGCACCACAGGCCCACAAGGACAAAGUCAUCGCAGCCGGAAGCCAGGAUACGUUGAGGACCCUGGUGCUUUCUGGUCGACCACUGCGCUUGAUUCCAAACGAUUGGGUCCAGAGCUGGGAGAAGGACCCGGCCAAGAUCAAGGAUCUUUGUGAUCAGGGUAUCGUCCCCCUGACCCAUGACAUGAAGGAUCCCGAGUCCGACUCAGAGAAGCGAAAGGGCAUAUUCGAUGCAAUUAACAGCUUGGCUGGGCAAGCUGUCGGAGGUGUUCGAAGUGUCGAGCCUGCACAGAAGAUUGUUGAGGAUAUGGUCACGCAGGCUACCGAGGUGCUGCGGGGGAAUGCAUCAAUGAUCAGCAAGCUGUAG